AUGCCAUGUGGGGUUCGAAUGACAGUGGAAUUUAAGAUGAGUGAAAUGAUCAAUCUUGAGUCAGAUGACUGUGCGUCCAUAUACAUCUUUAAUGUAGACCAACCAUCGUCUUCUGUAAAUCAGCCAAUUUGUAUUCCUCGCCAUGGAUUGCAGUCUCACUCCUCUCCUCUGUCACCACCUACGAGACUUCAGAGUCAUAAGAACUAUGAAGGAACUUGUGACGUACCAGAAUCCAAAUAUAGCCCACUAGGUGGACCCAAACCCUUUGAGUGCCCUAGUAUUCAAAUUACAUCUAUUUCACCUAACUGUCAUCAAGGGAUUGAAGCUGAUGAAGAUGAAUUGCACACAAAUGGUACAGAAAAUGAGUAUAUGGAAAGGCCUUCACGGGACCAUCUCUAUCUUCCUCUUGAGCCAUCAUAUAGGGAAUCAUCCCUUAGUCCAAGCCCUGCCAGCAGCAUUUCAUCCAGAAGUUGGUUUUCAGAUGCUUCCUCUUGUGAAUCCAUUUCCCAUGUUUAUGAUGAUGUGGACUCAGAGCUAAAUGAAGCAGCCGCUCGAUUUACCCUUGGCUCUCCUUUGGCAUCUCCUGGUGGUUCUCCGAGAGGUCCCAGUGAUGAAUCUUGGCAGCAACCUUAUGGAUUUGGGCAUGCCUUGUCACCUAGGCAGUCUCCCUGUCAUUCUCCUAGAACUAGUAUUACAGAUGAAAAUUGGCUAAGCCCUAGACCAACAUCAAGGCCCUCAUCAAGACCUACAUCCCCCUGUGGGAAACGACGACACUCCAGUGCUGAGAUUUGCUAUGCUGGUUCUCUCUCUCCUCACCAUUCUCCAACUCCAUCACCUGGCCAUUCUCCCAGAGGAAGCAUAACAGAAGACACGUGGCUAAACACUUCUAUCCAUAACGUACAAGGCCUUAAUUCUGGCCUUUCACCGUUUCAGUGUUGUACAGAGACUGAUAUUCCUCUAAAAACAAGAAAGACUUCAGAGGAUCAGACUGCCACUUUAUCUGGAAAAAUAGAUAUCUGUCCUGAAGAGCAGGGUAACUUAUCAACAUCCCUUGAAACUGCAGUAGAUGACUGCUCUGGAUCUCAACACACCUUGAAAAAAGAUUUGCCCGGAGACCAAUUUCUUUCUGUUCCUUCGCACUUUACUUGGAACAAACCAAAGCCUGGUCAUACUCCUAUAUUUCGCACAUCUUCAUUGCCACCUCUUGACUGGCCUUUACCGAGUCACUAUGGGCAGUGUGAACUGAAGAUAGAAGUCCAGCCUAAAACUCAUCACAGAGCUCACUAUGAAACAGAAGGAAGCAGAGGAGCAGUAAAAGCAUCUACUGGAGGACACCCUGUAGUGAAGCUCCUGGGCUACAGCGAAAAGCCAGUAAACCUCCAAAUGUUCAUCGGAACAGCAGAUGAUCGCUACUUAAGACCUCAUGCGUUCUACCAGGUGCACCGAAUCACUGGAAAAACAGUUGCAACAGCUAGUCAAGAGAUAAUAAUUGCCAGCACAAAAGUUUUGGAAAUACCACUUCUUCCGGAAAAUAAUAUGUCAGCCAGUAUCGAUUGUGCUGGUAUUUUGAAACUUCGCAAUUCAGAUAUAGAGCUCCGUAAAGGAGAGACAGAUAUUGGAAGAAAGAAUACCAGAGUGCGACUUGUGUUUCGUGUUCACAUCCCACAACCUAGUGGAAAAGUCUUAUCUCUGCAGACUGCUUCCAUACCUGUUGAAUGCUCUCAACGAUCUGCUCAAGAGCUUCCUCAGAUUGAGAAGUACAGUAUCAAUAGUUGCUCGGUAAAUGGAGGCCAUGAAAUGGUGGUGACAGGAUCCAAUUUUCUUCCAGAAUCCAAAAUUAUAUUUUUUGAAAAAGGACAAGAUGGACGACCUCAGUGGGAGGUAGAAGGAAAAAUAAUUAGGGAAAAGUGUCAAGGGGCAAACAUCAUACUUGAAGUUCCUCCAUACCAUAACAAAGCUAUUACAGCUGCAGUUCAGGUGCAGUUUUAUCUCUGCAAUGGCAAGAGGAAAAAAAGCCAGUCUCAACGUUUUACUUACACACCAGUUAUAAUGAAGCAAGAGCACAGAGAUGAGGUGGAUUUGUCUGCUGUUCCAUCUUUGGCCCUGCCUCACACAAGCAAUGUCCAGGGCCUGCAUUCUAUCCGAACUCAAUUGCCUUCACCAGAGCAAGGGCAUCCACAUGACAAUUUACUGUCUACAUCACCCAGGAGCCUUGUGUGUCCAGUUCAACCACCAUACACAGCGAUGGUGACCUCAGCAGUAUCCCACCUGCCACAUAUGCAAGGUAGAAACCUUAGUCCAAGUGAAGAGUGUCAUGUUUUGCCUCCUGCUGUGGUUCAGUCUUUUCAGGUAACAUCAGCACCUCCUGUGAGGCCUUCUUACCAGCCUAUGCAGUCUAACGAUGUAUACAAUGGACAGCCUGGUCUUCCGAUGAACUCUGCCUCCAGCCAAGGAUUUGAUACUAUUUCAUUUCAGCAAGACACAGCUGUACCUCAUUUGAUAAAUCUUAGCUGCCAAGCUCUACCACCAAUGCAGUUUCAUUCUUCGAGUCCAGGUUCUGUGUCAACAUCAAGUACAGCAGGGCACCCGCUAGCACACCCAGCUCAUUCCGGACAGUCAUCUUCUCACCUACCAUCGAUGGGGUACCACUGCCCAAGUGCUGGGCAGGGCUCCAUCCCUUCUGCGAUGAGUCGAUCCCUUGGGCAGUCUUCUCCCCAGCUGCAGCAAGUCCCAUACCAUUCUACAAAUCCAGCAUCCGCUUCAUCACCAUCCCCAACAGCUUCCCACCCUUUGGUCCAUUCACCGCUGUCUGGACCUUCUUCACCCCAGCUCCAACCUAUGCCUUAUCAAUCUCCUAGCUCAGGACCUGCCUCGUCUCCCCCGCCAACCACUGUAAGUCACUCGGGACAGCACUCCCCUCAAGCCCAUAGUCCAGCAUUGGGAGGUCUUAAUGCAGCGUCAUCCCUAGUACACCAUACCGUAUGCGAUUCAUCUCCAUUUUCACCAGAUGGGGCAGCUAUUAACAUUAAACCAGAACCUGAAGAUCGAGAACUGAAUUUUCAAACAAUAGGACUACAAGACAUCACACUAGAUGAUGUGAAUGAGAUCAUAGGAAGAGAUAUGUCACAGAUCUCAGUGUCACAUGGAACAACAGUGGCCAGCCAGUCUGCACGUACAUGUCCUGGAUCUCUGGAGACAAGAAUAUCUGAUGGAAUCCAGUAACGGAUAAGCUUAAAACUAAACAUCCACGAAAACUUAACAGUUUCUCUGAAUAUUUCUUCGUCCUCUUCCUCUUUAGACUUACUGUGCUUCCAACUCUGUGGCCUUUAUGAACUGGAACAGUGGAUCCUUGCAAAGCCCUUUUAGUGGGUUACAUUUUUGAUGUAGAGACAGAGCAUUUUAAUUAUAGUUCCUCAGAUGCUGUAAAGAGACUUCUUAAAAUGGACACACAGAAUCUACACCAGAUAUUUUAACUGUUUUAAAGUUACAAACAAGCUUUGCUUUUUGCAUUUAAAUAGAAUACUUUUAUAUUUUAAGUGCUUCAGAUGUGUGGAGAUGUUAGUUUGCUCUUAUAAUAUUCACAGUACUGAAUGUGGAAAAAGAUUUAAUACACAUCUUCAGUGUGCUGCUUUCCCUUAGAGAUAGUAUAGUUUGUAACUGAUGAUUUGUAACACCUUUUGGUCAUUUUGGAAAGCCUUUAAAGCUUCUAUUGUUUAACUUUUUUUUUAAUACGAUCUUCCAGUGGCAAAUCAUACCUGUCAUCUGAAGCCAAUGCCAUGGAAGCCGUUGUGUAUACAAAUACCGUAGUGUUUUCUUUCUUAGAUUCAUAGGAAGCAAAGCCAAAUGUAGAUCUGCACUUGUUUAUAAACUGAAAAUGUUACUUGAUAGGCUGCAAAAAGACCAUUCCAUCAUGAAAGUGUUGGGAUAGAAAUGACAUUCCAAAUUUUAACUUUUAUAACUUUGUGGAUAAUCUUCCUGUUCUUUAUUAGCACAGGCUCCUUCUUUAAAUAGCUUUUUCUUAGAAAGUUACGUUUGUAAUCAAAUUUGAGCAGUAGGAUUUUAGAUUAAAGAACAGCAACAUCGAAGCCAUGUUAGAUACAGGAGAAGUUUUGAUAUUUGCUGAGGAUCUAAGUGUUCCUGUUAUCCCUACAGAAUAUGGUUUUGAAAUCACCAGUUCAGUGGCAUUCAAGUUUUCCAUGCAAUAAACCAUUUGAUCACAUCUGUAUCUUUUAUAUGCUGUAUGCCUGACCAUGCCACUUGGAAGUCCGAAGGAGAUGACAAUUACAGUUCCUUAAAUUUAAGCUGUUUAUAAACGUCAGUUUGCUAAAAAGUAAUUUACUGUGAAUUAGUGAUUAGGUAGUACAAUUUGCCCAUGUUUAAUUGUAAACGUGUGAAGCAGAAGCUACCAAAGAAAUACACAAGAUUCAUAGCAGCAGUAAACUUUGUGCUGUGCUCAGAGGAUGCAUUUCCCUUACCCGCAUGAUAUGACACAUUUGAAACAAUCUGUUUACAUAGAUAUGAAAAAUCUCAGGCCUCUAUGAUUAGAAACCUAGGAGAGGAUCUGAAACCGCCUGCUUAGGCCAGAAACAUUUCCCUUCCCCAGAAGACACUGUCGUUUACAAAGCUUUCUGGUAUGGAACGUCCAGGGUACAACAGUCACGGCAAAGUAAGACCAGAAAUAUACUGAACCUCAAAAACAUUUAAGAAUGGUUUUAGUUCCUUGUUUGGGUGAGCCGUGAUGCUCCAACGAAAAUUAAGAGCGAAUAAAUACACUCAAAAAUUCUGAAAUAUAGAAAGUGUAUUUGCAUUGAAACUAGUCCAGACAAUCGUGGACGUUUUCAGUGGUUUAACACACGUGGAGCACAUGCCUCUUUCUGUAGAAAAUUACUAUAGAUUCUUAAAAUUACAGUGAAAUGGUCUUAAAGUGGAUACCAUUACUGAAUUAUAAUCCCUGUAAAAGUAAACACAGAUUCUACUGAUGUUGCAUUUUGGCAGACAGUCAUGGGGAAAACUUUCCAUUGAGCCUUUUGAAGGCAAAACAUUACACCUAAAUUUAAGUCAGCGCCCAAGCAAUACCAUUGAAGUAGCUAUAAUCGCAUCUUUGUAAUAGCUGAAUCAUGAACUUUUAAAAAGACCAUACAUUAAGCGGGUGAAAUUAUAACUCUUUAUUAUGUACUUCCUUUUAAGAGUGCAGCUUAAGGUUACUAUCUUGAUGUUUCGUAGUUAUUUCAAACAACUUAAUGCAAGGCCACUGUGUGCGUGCUGGGAAUCUUAGCAUCCUUUUUGUGAAUGUAUUGUUCAAUGGUGCAAAUCUUUAAAUCUGCAGAAGAAAAUUGGCAGGGCUGUAAUCUGAAAAGUGUGAUAUUGUAAUUGUCCCUCAGCGAUGGUGCUUUACUCUGUCCUCUACUCAUUUACGUUAAAGAUCCUAGAAAAGGAUUCACAUGCUCAGAAAUACAUCUACUUACGUUUUUAACACCUUAAAAAAAAAAAAACAAAAAAAACCCCACACAACACUGUAAACUAUGUAAUUGUCUUCAGACUGUGUGCUGGUGGCAAGGCAUGUUCCAGUUUUCAUUCAUGUAUUGUGUCUUUUGCAUUAACCAUUGUUUGUAGGAGAAUUCUAACUUAAAAGCUUUUCAUGCUGUAUGGGAUUUAUGCUCCUUUAUCCUCUGGUACAGCCUCUCCUUGCAAGUUCUCCAAGUAGCUGGAAUUCACACUGUACCUAAAAUAUAGGAGUCCAAACAAUCCGGAGUUGCUAUGCACUAACUUUUCUGAUGCCUUUAAAUACCUUGAUGCCUGUAGACAUAGAGACGCUUUCCUAUUUAAAAAUGAAAUUAAAAAAAACAAUAUAGCUUUGGAUACUAAAGCAGUUUUGUAUUUGCCUUGUAAAAGCUUCAAUACAAGGGUCUUAAUUUUAUUUUAGCUUGUGUGAUAACGUAGGUAAAGACUGUUAAUCUUGUAUAAUUUUAGUGAUAUAAAAAGCACACAAUCUCUAUUGGACUAUGCAAAUUUAAUUAAACAGCAGAACCCGGCAACUGUUGAUCUUCUGUUGGCAUCCACUUCCUUGCCCUUAAGUCCUUUCUUCUCCCCGAGUACUCUUCCAAAACUUUUUAAUAAUUUAGAUAAUCCUGAAGGAAAGCCUUAAUGAUGAGGUAGCUUUUCUAUAAGGAGGGUCAAAGAUCAAUGUUAAAAACAAAAAAUUAAGGGGUAGUAUAUUAAUCGGGGGGGGAGGAGGGGGCGAUUUCUGAAAUUACCAUAAACUAGCAAUCUGAAUUUCUGUAGUAAAACUUUCGUGUUAUCAGGGGAACUGCCAUCCUUUUUAAACCAAAGAAUGAAAACAACAUGACAGUUUUGUUCUGAUACAAACAAAGCUUCAAAACUCUAUUUUUGAUACUCAUAAUGGAUGUCAUUCCUUGAGGUUCGGAAAUCGUUCAAAUUGAAGUUUUAUAUUUAAAAAUGUGGGACAAUAAAGAUUAAGUUCUAGAUGUUUACAGAGCCUUGUAUUGUAAUUUCAUGUACAUUUUGUAUUUUAAACAUUUUUGUAAGUUAUGAUUGCAGUGCUACUUGCAGAAAUAAAGGGAAAAACUUGCAUUUAGGCUCUUAAAUCAUAGUGUUCAAAUAAAUAAAAAGAAUGCAAA
Messenger RNA from Pygoscelis adeliae (Adelie penguin), 6638 nucleotides. RefSeq names its product nuclear factor of activated T-cells, cytoplasmic, calcineurin-dependent 3 (gene NFATC3). Gene Ontology annotation, biological process: calcineurin-NFAT signaling cascade; cytokine production; regulation of transcription by RNA polymerase II. Gene Ontology annotation, molecular function: DNA-binding transcription factor activity, RNA polymerase II-specific; RNA polymerase II cis-regulatory region sequence-specific DNA binding; transcription factor binding. The record is from RefSeq and is a predicted model, not a curated record. Gene Ontology annotation, cellular component: transcription regulator complex. The transcript is spliced from 10 exons. Bases 1 to 3222 code for a protein of 1073 amino acids. Lineage: Eukaryota; Metazoa; Chordata; Aves; Sphenisciformes; Spheniscidae.